Daldinia caldariorum is the source of this 2588-nucleotide messenger RNA. Its product is annotated as acyltransferase ChoActase/COT/CPT. The transcript is spliced from 4 exons. Gene Ontology annotation, biological process: carnitine metabolic process. Gene Ontology annotation, cellular component: mitochondrion; peroxisome. NCBI's taxonomy places the organism in Eukaryota, Fungi, Ascomycota, Sordariomycetes, Xylariales, Hypoxylaceae. The coding region runs from base 347 to 2275 and encodes 642 amino acids. Gene Ontology annotation, molecular function: carnitine O-acetyltransferase activity. The record is from RefSeq and is a predicted model, not a curated record.
AGGUACUACCUAUAGAGGUACCUAUAGUACCUAAAAACACCUGCCCUUAAUUGCCCAUAAUUCCGCUAACCCGUCCUCAAUUAACAACCCCCAUUUGACCAUCUUUUGAACGGAGACCCCCCGUCCAAUUUGAAUAGCCUGGGUUCCACACUCUAUACAAGGACGGCCAUACCGCGGUUCCUUUGAUUAAUUACCAUAGUACCAAGCAUACAUACGGAUCCGUAGUACCCACGAACAUAGCUUACGAGCUCGUUGGUCAUUGCUUUCCUUUCUUUCUUUUCUUUCCCUUUUCUUUUCGUAUCUUCCCUCUGAGAUAUCCAAAGAAUAAACAUAAACACCAUUGGUAAUGUUGAGAUCGUUGGCCAAGAGUCGGGCACAGGCUACCGCUCUGAGAAUACCCAUGACAAGACAAGCUGCAACACCUAAAAGUAGUAUAUUGAUGGCGCCGGCAGCGAGCCGGAGCAACAGCUCCCUUCCACCAGGAUAUGUGGAAGACAAAUCAAAACCCCCGAUGUAUCGAUUUCAGGAUUCGCUUCCUAAAUUACCAGUCCCAACUCUCGAAGAGACCGCCGCCCGCUACAUGAAGAGCUUACAUCCCUUGCUAAGCCCCGUCGAAUAUGCCGCAAGCCAAAAGGCCGUCGACGAGUUCAUAAAACCGGGAGGCGUGGGACGGAAAUUACAGGAAAAACUAAUCGAGCGGCGAGAAAAUCCCCAAAUUAAGAACUGGUUGUAUGACUGGUGGAAUGAAGCCGCCUACUUGAGCUAUCGAGACCCCGUCGUUCCCUAUGUCAGCUACUUCUACUCUCACCGAGACGACCGACGGCGGAAAAACCCUGCUAAGCGUGCUGCUGCUUUGACUACUGCUGUGCUCGAUUUUAAGAGGCAGGUAGACUCCGGCACGCUCGAACCCGAAUACAUGAAGGGGAGACCGAUGUGCAUGGAAAGCUAUAAAUGGAUGUUCAACGCCUGUCGUAUCCCUGCCAAACCCUCCGACUACCCAAUCAAGUACCAUCCCGACGAACAUAAGCACAUUGUUGUUAUCCGAAAGAAUCAGUUCUUUAAGGUUCAACACCAAGUUGGUAAUAAAAAGCCACUUAACACCUCGGAGCUCGAGGCGCAAUUUGCUCGCAUCUAUGAAAUUGCAGAUGGCGGUCCUGCUGUCGGUGCUCUUACCUCCCAGAACAGGGAUAUCUGGGCGGACGUGCGCCAGUUUAUGGUGAAUGAUUCCGCCGAGAAUCUGGAGGCUAUUGAAGCUAUUGAAUCAGCCUCUUUCGUCGUGUGCUUGGACGAUGCCGCCCCAGUUACUCUUGAGGAGCGCGCUCACCAGUAUUGGCACGGCGACGGCCAGAACCGAUGGUUUGACAAGCCCUUGCAGUUCAUCGUGAACGACAACGGCACAUCCGGUUUCCUGGGCGAACACAGCAUGAUGGACGGCACGCCCACGCACCGACUGAACGACUACGUCAACGAAGUCAUCUUCGCCAACAAGCUCGACUUCGACGAUUCCAGGGUGCGAUCCGACUUGCCCGAGCCGACGGAGAUCAAAUUCGACGUCUCAAAAAAACUGCAGGCGGACAUCGACCGCGCGGUCCAGGCCUUCAACGAAGUCAUCGGUAAGCACGAGCUCGCGGUCCAGGCGUACCAGGCGUACGGCAAGGGCCUGAUCAAGAAGUUCAAGUGCUCGCCGGACGCGUACGUGCAGAUGGUGAUCCAGCUGGCGUACCACAAGAUGUACGGCAAGAACCGGCCGACGUACGAGUCGGCCUCGACGCGGCGCUUCCAGCUCGGGCGCACGGAGACGUGCCGGUCGGUGUCGGACGAGAGCGUCGCCUUCUGCAAUGCCAUGGCCGACCCGACCAUCCCCGACGAGGAACAGGUCGCCCUGUUCCGAAAGGCCAUCGCCGCCCACAUCGAGUACAUCACCGCCGCGUCCGACGGCAAGGGCGUCGACCGCCACCUCUUCGGCCUCAAAAAGCUCCUCGGCCCCAAGGACGACCUCCCCUCCAUCUACAAGGACCCCGCUUACACCUACAGCUCCUCCUGGUUCCUGUCCACCAGCCAGCUGAGCUCCGAGUACUUCAACGGGUACGGCUGGAGCCAGGUCAUCGAUGAGGGGUUCGGAAUCGCAUACAUGAUUAAUGAGAACAGUCUCCACUUCAACAUCGUGUCCAAGGGCCUCGGCAGCGACAAGAUGAGCUUCUUCAUCAACGAAGCUGCCAACGACAUCCGCGACAUACUUCUCCCCACCAUCGAACCGCCCAAGGCGAAGCUGUAAAGGAACGGCAGGGGGGGGGAGGAUUUUCUUAACACGCGCUUCGCUGCUAUCGCCGCCACUACCUAACCAGUGUUCAUGUGCUUUUAUGUACCUUGUAUGUAUGUAUGUACCUAAUGUAUGUUGUUAGCGCGAGAAGGAAGACAGCUAGGCAUCUCGUAUAUACGCGUCGUCGCAGUUCGCGCGGUUCGCUUUGCUAGCGCGUGAGCCUCAACGCUUCUUACCUAGGUACCGACAGUUUUUGGGGGGGGGGGGGGGGUUUGUUGGUUUACUAGAGCAUCAAGGCCGGUGUUGGUGGAUAUUCUAUAGCUAGGUA